Paramacrobiotus metropolitanus is the source of this 2575-nucleotide messenger RNA. RefSeq lists its product as uncharacterized. The record is from RefSeq and is a predicted model, not a curated record. Lineage: Eukaryota; Metazoa; Tardigrada; Eutardigrada; Parachela; Macrobiotidae. The transcript has 4 exons. Gene Ontology annotation, molecular function: protein binding. The coding region runs from base 262 to 2016 and encodes 584 amino acids.
GAAAGGCUAAAAGCCUGGACUGCUGCGAAUAUGGGUCACUGUUUAGAUUUAUUUGGCUAAGAAUAUUUUUCGAAUACCAUAAAUUACCGUAUUAUGACGAAAAGGUUGCAAUCUUUUCCACUUCCAGCGUUAUAUGCGCCAAAGAAUUUAUUCUUACGUCGUAGAAAUUUUCGCCUGUUCCUGCAGUACUAUGAGCUGCCAUAAUCGUAGCGUUUUUUGUCAAGGAGCUGCUUAUUAACCGUAUUGCUGAGGUGCACUGCCAUGCCGUUCGCACACACUCCUCUCGAUAAGAGCGCGACGCCAGUGCUGAACUUGACCACGAUACCGUAUCACUGCGAUCGGAAUAUUUACGACAAAUUUUUAGUGGAUAUAAUCGGUGAUGGUAAAACUCUGACCCGUGGUUACGUGUGUGAUUUGGAAGAUCAAGGACUGUUGGUGAAGACCAGCAUGUUUGACGAUACUGCUCAUCUGAUACCCUUCAAACGCCUCAUAGUAUAUCCCUAUACUUUAUGGUCUUACGUAAAAUAUCGGCUGAAUGUGGCACUCAAGCGCCCAAUGGAAGUGCUGAUCAGUCGCGGUGAUAGUCAGCCAGCAACUUGGCAUAAAGCGCACAUCGUGCACGAGGAUUGUUUUGAAGUGCCAUACAUACCCGAACUAGAAUGGCAGCUAGUGCAAGUACAGGUGGCCGGACCCGAUGGAAACCCGCAACUAUGUUUGGUCAACAAUGAUCUGCGGGGGUUGAUCAAUCGACGCAUUCGCUACCGUGGUGGUUGUAGUAGCAAUGUAACGCGAAAAACUUUUUGUAAAACUUAUAUACCAAUUCCGGAGCGUUGGGUGGUGAUUUUGCGACACUAUGUGCGGGGUCGGAAUUUUCAGAAAGAGUGGCUGCGCCAUUCCGGAACGAUCCUGAUUGGAGCUUUUGAUGGUUGUAUGGAACUGUUGAGCCGUGGUUCGCUCAAAAAACAUCACCGGAAUGAUUUGAUGAUUUUAGCCCAUGCUUAUAUUUCUGGUACAAUGUGGUCAGACGCGUGGAUGUUGUCGGAAGUCGUAGGAAGGCUCGUUCAGAGUAUGGUGCACUUUGCUUCGGACAAUGCCGAUGGUCUGCCUAACGGCACGGUCUUCCAAGAUAUCCCCAUAUUCUUACAGCUGGAAAUAUUCUCCCACUUCGAUGUUUACGAUCGGCAGUUGCUGAGAAGAGUAAAUACCCUAUGGCAAGAGGCAAUGCAUACACCUUUUUUGAGACGGGACACUAUAAUCCCUCUGCGAAAUUCCACAUGCGAAAACAAUCCCUAUGGUGUUGGGGAUUUCUUCGAGACGAAUCUAGUUCUAAUCCACAGAAUUCAAAUGAGCGUAGCAAGACAUACAAAAGUAGUUUACGUGACCGGAACCUGGUACCAUUUCUUAAAGCCGUUGGCGGUUAUGCUUUCUUGCAUGUCCAUAAAACUGAACUGGUUGGUGAUCACUGGAGGCCGUCACGAUUGCAUCGCCGAAUUAUUUGACACCGCAGAAAAUAUGUCAGCAUUUUCCUUCCCCAAACUAUGCCGAGGAAUCGCAGUCAAGGAUUACUCACUUAAUAUUUAUUAUCUAUUCUCCGAUUCAUUCGCCGAUUGCUGGGGAUGUCCAGGCGAGAAAAGCCCUUUGAUCAUUGUUCCGGAUUUUAUUUAUAACUUUGAUGAACAGCCUUCUGAUAAACUCCAAAACGCCUUUUUUGAUCGUCUUAACGACUGCUGCCCAAUUUGGAAUGCUAAGACCCGUAUAGACAUGAUCGAGCGCUUCGCAAAAAUUUGCCAGUUUGUCAGUCAGGCGAAGAUGUGGAAAACAUCGUUCUCGGAUACGUUAUUCCUUUGCUUCUCUAAAUGGAGAGUCGAUGCACCCACCAGCAUGCAGCAUGUGGACCAACUGCUAAAAAUCUCGCUUGCGGGAAUUGCACGAAGAAAUUUGAUAAUGCACUCACUGAAGUUAUGGAUGGAUGAAGUCGAAUAUCAACUGCGCAGAACGGCGAAAUCCUUGAACUAAUAAGUGUAGAACCAAACCUUUUUACGCACAUUUGUUAGCUGAUGUAUUAUCUGGAAAACUAAAUUGUAUUUGGAACGAAAAGGUUAUUUUAUUUGCACAAAAUCGAUUCUUUUUAUAUUAAUCAGGAAAAUCUGCAGUAAAUUUGCUAUAAAAAUGGUUGCGCAAAAUUACUGAAAUACUUUUCAUAAUGGUGCUGCGUGCCAUCGGCUUUACCAAGUCGACUACUGAUGGUGAGAAAGAUUUGUCUGUCGAGACCAAUCUGCUUAUAACCGACAGAGAAUGCCAUGUCCUGAUUGCUGUCCUGUUACAUCCUUGCUCGACAAUGAAUGACCCAACAUUCGGAGAUGGUCAUACCGGACAUAACCCACUAUAUAUAACUUGCAUGUAUCUUUCAUUAGCUACAGUGUCUGCGUGCAUUAGCUACAUUCAAUGUCUGCGUUCACUCUAAAAUUUUCUUCCUGCCCACCACUCCUAUUUUUUCCACGGAUGGGGCCGCUCUGACGCUGUGCUCCCUCGGGUUUGUGACUUUUUUCCUGUUUAUUUUGAGUCAUACUUGCCU